Molecule: messenger RNA, 1407 nt
Organism: Scutellospora calospora
Lineage: Eukaryota; Fungi; Glomeromycota; Glomeromycetes; Diversisporales; Gigasporaceae
Source: the annotation of a GenBank genome assembly
AUGGUUAGUCCAAAAACUGCGCAGCCGGAUAACAAUCUCGCUGGUUCCAGUGUCGGCAAUGUUAAUCUGAUCAAACCUUCCAGUACGAAAUUAAAACCAUCAGAAUCAGAAACUAAUGGGCUGAUUACUAUACCAGCUUCUCCGAGAGAACCCCUAAAUAUUAACGAGGAGAAUGAAAAGAUUUCUCAGGAAAACGAACCCCCUAAAAAAAUAAUACCUUCUCCUGCGCCAAUACCGGCUAUAAAUAUUUGGCAGUUAAGGAAAGAGGCUAUGAAUGCUAAAAAAGUUACUGAAACCUCUAACCUUAACGAUAAAGACGCUGCUGCUACUAUUACUGUUACCACUACCGAUAUUAAAAAAUCUGAAAAUCUUAACAUUGAUCAACAAGAACCUCCGGAUGAUUUCAAAAGAUUUGCUAAAAAAGAUUCAAAGAAACAAAAACAACCUCCGAUAUUACCUCCAUUAGAAGAUCAAACCUCUUGGCCUGCUCCUGCUGAAGUUUUGAUAAAAGACAAAGAAAAGGAGCAAACUGAUUCUUCCGAAAAGAAGCAAUCCAAUGAUAUCGGAACAAAAGAUAACCAAAAAAGAGGUAAAGGUAAAUGGAUUAAAUAUACUCCUAUAAUUACACAUAACACACCAUUACCAAGUCAUGAGAGGUCGAAGCCUCGGCGCCGUAGUGAAGAUCACGUUGGCCUUCGUGAACGUAAAUCUAGCGAAAAAGUUAUAAACCCCGAAGUGGAAACUCCAACGGUGCAAAGCAACAAUACAACUAGACGUCGUGCAAGUGUGCCUCCUCCAUCUAGAGAAUAUGGUCGUCGUUAUUCACAACAUGGUGAAAACGGUAUCAAUCAUCAUCAUCAUUCUAAUAGUGGACCACCGUUUCGUGGGGGUCGUAGAGGAAGAGGUCGACCUUACAAUGGUACACGCGGACCCCCUCGUUCGGUAACUUUACCUUAUGCAUCAACAGGAUACGUUCAACAAUAUGUCAAUGUUUAUGGAACUAAAAUUGGUUAUGACCUUGAAAUUUUGAAAUUCUAUAUUUUACAACAAAUGUACAUCCAUUUGAAUAUGGAUCCAGAGGGAUAUGUCCCAAUUGCUUUAUUAGCAGGGUUUAACCGGGUGAAAGCUUUGACAAUGGAUUUGGAUCUUGUCCGUGAGGCACUGCUUAAUAGUCGUAUUGUUGAGAUUAACGAAGAUAAAGUCAGAAAACGUGAAGGGUGGGAAUCUUGGUUACUACCAAAACAAUACGAAAAGGGUGAAAAUGAAUUGGAACAUACUAAUAAUGUACAAACAAUGUCUAAGCCUACUGGCUAUCAACAUUAUGAAGUUAACUCAAAUGAAGGUAUUCCUCUAAUGGAUGACGACGAAAACAAAGAAAAUGAGGAAAUGCCUACAAUUCCUGAAUAG